Molecule: messenger RNA, 990 nt
Organism: Arachis ipaensis
Lineage: Eukaryota; Viridiplantae; Streptophyta; Magnoliopsida; Fabales; Fabaceae
Source: RefSeq, a predicted model, not a curated record
AUGGGAGCCACUCCUUUCCACCCCUCGAUCCUCAAGGUCUGGCUCCCGAAAAACUUUGACAAGGCGACGGACAUGAGGUACGACGGGACUAAGGAUCCCCAGGAGCAUAUCACAGCCUUUGAAGCAAGGAUGAACUUGGAGGGAGUAGGCGAGGCGGUCAGAUACCGAGCAUUCCCUGUGACGCUAGCCGGCCCAGCGAUUCGAUGGUUCAACGCCCUCCCACAAGGAUCCAUCACAGCCUUCGCGGACAUCGCCCAAAGCUUCCUGGCUCGGUUCACAACACGCAUAGCCAAGGAAAAACACCCAAUCAACUUAUUAGGGGUUACCCAAAAGCCCGGGGAGCCGACCAGGAAGUUCCUAGACAAAUUCAACGAUGAGUGCUUGGAGAUCGACGGCCUUACGGACUCAGUCGCUAGUCUCUGCCUAACGAACGGCCUACUAAACGAGGACUUUAGGAAGCACCUCACUACUAAGCUAUCUGGUCCAUGCAAGAAAUCCAAAGCGUGGCCAAGGAAUACAUCAAUGAUGAGGAAGCCUAGACCAUUGAAAGAAAGAACGGGAGACAACAAAAGCCUUUACUGUGAUUAUCACAAGGGGUUUGGUCACAAAACCCAAGACUACUUCAAUCUCAAAGAUGCAUUGGAGCAUGCCAUCAGAGAAGGAAAGCUGAGUAAAUUCUCCCGGCUCAUAAGAGAACUGAGGAGACAAGAACAAGAACACUCCGAGAAAGAUCGUAGCCGAACUGUCAAGCCAAGGCAAGAACCCAUGGGGGAUGCCAAUAACCCCCAACCUUCAUGGUCAACAUCGUGGUCGGGCGUGACAGCCCUCCUAAAUCCAAAUCGGCAGCAAAGAAGGAUACCCGGCAAUGGUCGGAGCAGAUUAGUCAGACGAAUCCUCGUUGACAUGGGAGCUGAUUCUAAUAUACUAUUUAGAAACGUGUUCGACGCCAUGGGGCUCAAGGAAUCUGACCUCAAGAACCACCAGCACUGA